Messenger RNA from Phragmites australis (common reed), 1985 nucleotides. RefSeq names its product inner membrane protein PPF-1, chloroplastic-like. The record is from RefSeq and is a predicted model, not a curated record. Bases 80 to 1573 code for a protein of 497 amino acids. NCBI's taxonomy places the organism in Eukaryota, Viridiplantae, Streptophyta, Magnoliopsida, Poales, Poaceae. Gene Ontology annotation, molecular function: membrane insertase activity. The transcript is spliced from 12 exons. Gene Ontology annotation, cellular component: chloroplast thylakoid membrane. Gene Ontology annotation, biological process: protein insertion into membrane; thylakoid membrane organization; protein localization to chloroplast.
CCAAAGGCCCACUCGGAGUUGGAGUCGCCACUCGCCUGCUCCUGCUCGUGUCGGGCCUCGCCGCCCGCCUCCUCCUCCAAUGGCUGCGCCCUCCCACUUCCGCCUCCUCGCCCGCCCCCAAACCCUAGCCCUAGCCCUGCCCGCGUCGCGGGCCCGCUCCGCCCCCCGCUUCCGCCGCCUCCGCCCCGUCGCCGCGCUCGCUGGCGGCGGCGGCGGUCUCGCCGACGUUGGCGAGUUGUUCGGCCGUGUCGAGGCGCUCCUCUACACCGUCGCGGACGCCGCCGUCUCCGCGGGCCCGGGGGCGGUUGCCGAGGGCGGCGGUAAGGUCAAGGAGGCCGGGGACUGGCUCUCUGGCGUCACCAACUCCAUGGAGACCGUGCUCAAGAUUCUGAAAGAUGGUCUAUCAGCUCUCCAUGUUCCUUAUUCAUAUGGUUUUGCAAUCAUUCUCCUCACUGUUCUUGUUAAGGCAGCUACAUUUCCUCUUACAAAGAAGCAGGUUGAGUCUGCACUUGCAAUGAGAUCGCUCCAACCUCAAGUGAAGGCCAUUCAAGAACGAUAUGCUGGUGAUCAGGAAAGGAUACAACUCGAAACUGCUCGUUUAUACAAGCUGUCUGGCGUUAACCCACUUGCAGGAUGCUUGCCUACUCUUGUGACAAUACCGGUUUGGAUUGGUCUAUACAGAGCUCUCUCGAAUGUAGCUAAUGAGGGACUUUUGACUGAAGGUUUUUUUUGGAUACCUUCUUUGGCUGGUCCUACAACAAUAUCUGCUCGACAAACAGGGCAGGGAAUAUCCUGGCUUUUUCCUUUCACGGAUGGCCAUCCACCUCUUGGCUGGUCGGACACUCUGGCAUAUCUUGUCCUACCUGUUCUUCUUGUCAUUUCACAAUACAUAUCUGCUCAAAUAAUGCAGCCACCACAGAGCAAUGAUCCUAGUCAGCAAGGUGUUCAAGCUGUAACAAAGUUCAUGCCUUUGCUAAUUGGUUAUUUUGCUCUUUCCGUACCUUCUGGACUAAGUCUAUACUGGCUCGCAAAUAAUAUCCUCAGUUCUGCACAACAAGUAUGGCUUCAAAAGCUUGGUGGUGCGAAAAAUCCUGUUAAAGAAUAUAUUGACAAACUUUCUAGAGAAGACUCAACUAAUGUUGGGAAGUACGAAUCUGCUGUUAAGAGUGACUCUCUCCCUAAACCUGGUAAACCCCAGCCCAGCCAAGAGCUGAAACCAAGUGGCCCGCAACGCGGUGAAAGAUUUAGGAAACUAAAGGAGGAAGAAUCAAGGAAAAAAGAGCUUGUUGGACAAGCAAAACAAUCAGAACAGUCAAGCACAGAAUCUAUUGUCCUUGAUGGAAAACAAAAUUCCGAUGCCUCUUCUGGAGGCAACAAAGAUGAACAGGAAUCUAAUGAAAAUGGAUCGAUCAUAGCCAAGAGCAAUGGUGGACUUAACCAUAGUAGAAACGAAAGUACUGUGAAUGGAACCACAGAAAAGGAAGCAGCUGACGAUCAUUCCUCAGUAAGCAAACCUGCCUCACCGGACGCCCACAAAUUGACGGACCAAGAGAAUGGAAAUGAUGCCGUAUAGUCAAUGCAAGUUGGUGGCUCUAGCCUUUGCACUGCCUUUACAUGUUCACUGAAAAUCACCGGCUCUGGCGGAUCUGCUUCUUCAACGUGCUGAUCUAAAUUCACCGUGCAGACAAGUUGUGAUCUAGUGAGCAUUAGUUUAGGCAGCUACAGGAGAGUCGAGUCUUACAGGAACACACACCAGGAGGCAAAAUUGUUUCAAACCAUGCUCUAGGGCUAGGUUCUUUUUCCUUUUUAGAACUUUAGAAUUGAGGCUGUAGAUUAUGUGCAGCUUGUAGAUGAAAGGAUUUUUGUUCAUCCCGUUUAUGUUUUCCAGCUGGGAUGAAUGUAAGGUGGCUGUAAAUAUAUAUCUUCCAUCGUCGCUGAUUUUGACCGUUCAACUCGAUAUUUUGCUAGCAGUGUACUUUUUAUUA